Molecule: messenger RNA, 318 nt
Organism: Puccinia graminis f. sp. tritici CRL 75-36-700-3
Lineage: Eukaryota; Fungi; Basidiomycota; Pucciniomycetes; Pucciniales; Pucciniaceae
Exons: 3
Coding region: 1-318 (105 amino acids)
Source: RefSeq, a predicted model, not a curated record
AUGCGCUCUGUCCUGGGUCUUGUCACACUUUACCUGGCCCUCUUACGUGGUGUAUAUACCACAAAAUCGAUCCCUCCACACAGCCGCAAGUACCGCCCGGCGGCCCACUCGUGGAAAUCGAAUGCCCGACGUCAUGUACUUGUUCUCCAUGAAACCGUUCUGUUCUCUGGUUGGCUCUGUACUCGAAGAUCGGUGGGAAGGCCCGACUCCACUGAUCGAGAAGCGACUUGUCUACGAUCCCGAAAAUAUCUCGUCUGGCUACGUGAUCGAUCUAUGGACCUAGAGGCGAAGAAUUUCUUGUACGAGUCGGCCACAUAA